Cladophialophora yegresii CBS 114405 is the source of this 918-nucleotide messenger RNA. RefSeq names its product polyubiquitin. Bases 1 to 918 code for a protein of 305 amino acids. Gene Ontology annotation, cellular component: cytoplasm; nucleus. The transcript has a single exon. NCBI's taxonomy places the organism in Eukaryota, Fungi, Ascomycota, Eurotiomycetes, Chaetothyriales, Herpotrichiellaceae. Gene Ontology annotation, biological process: modification-dependent protein catabolic process; protein ubiquitination. The record is from RefSeq and is a predicted model, not a curated record. Gene Ontology annotation, molecular function: ubiquitin protein ligase binding; protein tag activity.
AUGCAAAUCUUUGUCAAAACCCUCACUGGCAAGACCAUCACUCUUGAGGUUGAGUCCAGCGACACAAUCGACAAUGUCAAGAGCAAGAUUCAGGAUAAGGAAGGCAUCCCUCCUGAUCAGCAGCGCCUCAUCUUCGCUGGUAAACAGCUCGAAGAUGGCCGCACCUUGAGCGACUACAACAUUCAAAAAGAGUCAACCUUGCACCUGGUUCUCCGCCUUCGAGGUGGCAUGCAAAUUUUCGUCAAGACCCUCACCGGUAAAACCAUCACUCUCGAGGUGGAGUCCAGUGACACCAUCGACAAUGUCAAGAGCAAGAUUCAAGACAAGGAAGGCAUCCCUCCUGAUCAGCAGCGUCUUAUCUUUGCGGGCAAGCAACUUGAGGAUGGCCGCACCCUUUCCGACUACAACAUCCAGAAGGAAUCUACCCUCCACCUUGUCCUCCGUCUCCGUGGCGGUAUGCAGAUUUUCGUCAAGACCUUGACUGGCAAGACCAUCACGCUCGAAGUCGAAUCCUCAGAUACGAUCGACAACGUCAAGUCGAAGAUCCAAGAUAAGGAGGGCAUCCCACCUGACCAACAACGAUUGAUCUUCGCUGGCAAGCAGCUUGAAGAUGGCCGGACACUCUCAGACUACAAUAUUCAGAAGGAAUCCACCCUCCAUCUCGUGCUCAGACUUCGCGGUGGUAUGCAGAUCUUUGUCAAAACUCUGACCGGCAAGACGAUUACAUUGGAAGUCGAGAGCUCAGACACCAUUGACAAUGUCAAGUCGAAGAUCCAGGAUAAGGAGGGUAUCCCACCUGACCAACAGAGACUGAUCUUUGCCGGCAAGCAGCUUGAAGAUGGCCGGACGCUAUCCGACUACAACAUUCAGAAAGAGAGCACCCUGCACUUGGUGCUCAGACUGCGUGGUGGUCAGUAA